AGCAAUAGUUGUUGUUAGAGGGAAAAUGGGGGUUAUACUUCGUGUUCUAAUUUCUACUUCCCUGGCCUUUACAAUCUCUGAUAGUUUUCUGAUUAUCCAUGAGCUAAAAGAGCAGUGUAUUUAUGAAAGUCAUAAAAUAGCUUAUGUGGGAAUGUGCAACUUGACCAAUAUUAAUCAGCAGUGGAAUUGGUUGCAAGAAGACAAGCUUCUCCAUCUCAGAACUGGCCAAUGUCUGGCCAUCACCAGGUCCAAGGUUGCACAUUCCAGCAAGGUGAUUGUUGCCAACUGCUCUGAGGCUCCUAGCUGGACUUGUUACAGCAGUGAAGGCCUCCUAGAGGUGAAAAACAGCUCUCUCUUCCUUGAGAAACGAAGUUCAAGAGUAGUUGUGAAGAAGGGCAGGAAAUAUCCCCAUAGUUGGAAAAAACUUGAUGUCAAUGAGAAAGGAGAGACCAUCCAUGAAAAUCUUUGUUCAAACAUUGAUUUCCAAGAUGCUGAACCAUUGGCUCAGAGCACUAAAAACACAUCCCUUCCCUUUAAUCCUAUAACACAUAAUCCACAGAAUUUUCUUGGCAGUAGCAAUACGAUGAUUUCCAUCAGAAAUGUUACAGAAAGCAAUUAUAAGGCUAUGGGAAAAUUCAGUCUUAACCAGAAUUUAUUUGAAGUGACAGAAAAAAACUGGACUCCUACAACUACCUAUCAUUUCUCUAGCACUACAAAAGAGAGUGGUCUAGCUGCUCCAGUCAAAUGCACCAUCAACCAGACAGAAUGGAAGGUCUCCAGCCAGUCGGAUCUCAGAUGGAACAGUUCGGGCAACUCCUGUAAUUUCAGCGUAAUCUGCAGCUCCAGCAAGGUUUUAUCCAGGGAUUGCCAAGCCAUCCAGAAGGACAAUGGUUCCUAUGAAUGCAACUUCAGUGGCUUGGAAGCUGCUUUGUACUCGCUCAGGAUUGUUUCUCUCUCUGAUGGAGAAACUAGCAAUGUCACCCUGCAAACAGAUGUGUUGCCCCCUGCAAGAUUUGAAAUUAAGAAAGACAAAGUUACAACCACCACUUUACAGGUUUGGUGGAGCCCAUCCUUAGGGAAAGUGGAUUGGUAUGAACUACAAUUACUUAAUGGCAUCAAAAAAGUGGAAGAGAUUCUAGUUCCUGGAGGCAUUUCUAGAAGUGAUCAGAUAUUUGCCAAUCUCAUCCCUGGCAAUAAAUACACCAUCACCAUCAGAGCAGUUGCUGGAAAUAAAAAAAGCUCAUCAGUUGACAUCAGUGGGUCUACUGUUCCUUCACCAGUCAAAAAUAUCAAGAUCUUGAGUGAGAUGCAGUCAUUUCAUAUUUCAUGGUUGCCAGGAGCUGGUCAUGUGGAUCAAUAUAGGCUGGUUUUGCUGGAGAAAGAUAUUCUAAUUCAACAGAUGAAUCUAGAGAAAGAUAUUUUGUCAUACAAUUUUUCAGGAUUAAUACCGGGAUGUCUAUAUAAUUUGACAAUUAUUUCCAAGGCUCGGGGGAUGGAGAACUAUAAUGUAAGACUAGUAAGAACUGCUCCAGCCAAAGUCCUAGAUCUGGUGAUAGCUAAUGAUGAUAGUCUGGAUACACUGAAAGUAUCAUGGAAGAGGCCUUCAGGGAUCCUUGAUUUCUACAAUGUCACCAUAUUUCAACAUGGAUCUUUUAAAGAAAGUAAAAUUUUACAAGCACAAACCACAGAGACUUAUUUUGACAAGCUAAUUUCUGGAAGUCUGUAUGAAGUGAAUGUCAAUGCAAUCAGUGGUGAAUUAUUCACCAAAGUGACAGCUCGUGGAAGGACAACUCCCCAAAAAGUUUCAGAAUUGAAAGUAGACAGCAUGGGUUGGUCGAGAUGUCUAAAAGUAAAUUGGCUUCCCCCCACGGGAGAUUGGGACAAAUACCGUAUUUUACUGUUUGACCGCUCUACAUUACUGCUGAAUACUACUCUGGAGAAAGAUAAAAGAGAAUACAUCAUCAAGGAUUUAGCACUUGUUCCUGGAAGACAAUAUGAGGUGGUUGUUAGUGUAGAAAGUGGAGGCUUACAUAAUAAAGCCCACUGCAAAGGCAGAACAGCUACACAGCCAGUUCUCCAGCUUCGUGUGAAGCAUGCUAAUGAAUCAUCUCUAACAAUCAUGUGGGCGACCCCUCAGUCUGACUGGGAUCACUAUGUGGUUUCACUGGGACACCGGUCCCUCACAAUCGUUAACAGGGCUCUGGCUAAGGAAGCCAAAGAGUUCACUUACACCAAUCUGUCUCCUGGACGAAAGUACACUGCUAAUGUGACUACCAUAAGUGGGGAUUUGAGUAACUGGACUUCAAUUGUCGGUCAUACAGUUCCAGCACAAGUGAUGAGCUUAAAUGUAGCAAACCAAGGAACAACCAACAGUCUAUUCACCAACUGGAUAAGGCCAAAAGGAGAUGUAGAUUCAUACCAAGUGUUGGUCAUUCAUGAAAAUGUUGUCAUAAAAAAUGACACGGUUCCCAGGGAUACCGAUAAGUACCACUUCCAAUCCUUAAAACCUGGAGGACUCUAUUCAGUAGUUGUUACCACUGUUAGUGGAGGAAUAUCUUCCAGACAAGUGAUCGCUGAAGGAAGAACAGUUCCUUCCAGUGUAAGCGGAGUCACCGUGAACAAUUCAGGGCGGAGUGAUUAUUUGAGUGUUUCCUGGCUGCCAGCUGCAGGGGAUGUGGAUAGCUACAUGGUGGCACUCUCUCAUGGAGGUCAGACUGUCCAUAUCAUCGCCAUUGCAAAAUCCACCAGUGAGUGCUCCUUCAACCACUCACACCGGGGUCGUCUCUAUGAUGUAACAAUAACAACCAAGAGUGGGAAAUAUGAAAACCAGUCUUUCGGUCAAGAGAGAACAGUUCCUUCAAAUGUCCAGGGACUCACGGUGAGCAAUUCUGCAAGAAAUGACUAUUUAAAGGUAUCCUGGCUACAUGCCACUGGAGACUACGACAAUUAUGAAGUGAUCAUCAAGCACAACAUAUUCAUUCAAAGAGAAACUGUCGCCAAGGAUGUCAAUGAAUGUGUAUUCACUAACCUGAUUCCAGGAAGGCUUUACAGUGUAACUGUUUGCACAAGGAGUGGAAAAUACGAAACCAGUGAAAGGGCCAAUGGAAGGACAGUUCCAGAAUCUGUAAAAGAGUUGACUCUUAGUGACAGAAGCACUGAAGAUUUAUAUAUUACUUGGUCCAAAGCUGAUGGAGAUGUUGAUCAGUAUGAGAUCCAGCUUCUGUUCAAUGAUAUGAAAGUUUUUCCAUCUCAUCACCUUGAAAAUACUGUCAAAUCAUUCAAGUUUACAUCCCUCACUCCAGGACGCCUUUACAAAAUUGUUGUCAUGACAAUAAGUGGUGAAGCACAGCGUUCUACUUUCAUAGAAGGAUUGACAGUUCCAAGUGCAGUUAAAAAUAUUCAUAUUUCACCUGCCAGAAUGAUGAACAGCUUGAAAGUGAAUUGGACCCCUGGAGGAGGAGAUGUUGAUUCUUAUACUGUCACAAUACUUCAUCAGAACCAUCCCAUUGGUGUCCAGACAGUUUCCAAACAUGUAUAUGAGCACACUUUUAACAAACUAGAAGCAGGGGAGCAGUACACGGUUGUUGUACAGACCAAGAGUGGCUUCCUGCAUAACAAUUCAACUGCUGUUGGACGAACAAUUCCUGCUCCUGUUCAACAAUUGCAUGCAGACAAUGAAUACAGCAGUUAUUCAUUGAUGGUGACAUGGAAUGGUGCUCCUGGGGUAUCUGAACGUUAUGACAUCCUCCUGUUGACUGAGCACGGUGUCCUUCUCCACAACAAAUCAGAACCAGCCACUGCUAAACUACAUAAAUUUGAAGAUUUAACACCAGGCAAAAAAUAUAGAAUACAGAUGUUCACUGUCAGCGGUGGUCUCUUCAGCAGCCGGGCAGAAACUGAAGGGCAAACAGCUCCUGCAGCUGUCACAAAUCUGAAAGUUACAGAACGUACCACUGGACGCUUGUCAUUCAACUGGACUACUUCUCUGGGAGAAUUUGAUAAAUACGAUAUUUUUUUGUAUAAUCCAGACACAUCUCUUCAGGACAGGAAUUCAGGAAACCAGAAUCUCCAAAAGUAUUCCUUCCAGAAUUUGGUGCAAGGCAGACUGUACAAAAUUGUGAUUGUUACUCACAGUGGCAAGCUUACUAAAGAAGCGUUCAUUUUUGCAAGAACAGACCCAGCUCCAGUUAGCAAUCUCAAAGGAUGCAAUAGGAAUAUGACUAAUGGCCUAUGGUUUACUUGGAACCCAGCACCAGGAGAUGUUGAUUAUUAUGAAUUACAUCUUUAUAACACAAAUGGUACACAGAAGGAAGCACAACGUGGAAAAGAUCUGACAGAAUGGCAUUUCCAGGGUUUAGUUCCUGGUAGAAAAUAUACUCUUGUCGUGGUUACCUAUAGUGGUGAGCUUUUUAAUUCAGCUAAUACAGAGGGACGAACAGUGCCAAUCCCUCCCAGUACUAUGUCAUUUGCUGAUGUGACCAACACCUCUUUAUCCAUUGCAUGGCUGGGCCCUCCUGAUUGGACAGACUAUGAUGAUUUUGAGUUGCAGUGGACCCCAAAAGAUGCCCUCACAGUCUUCAAUCCUUACAUUAGCAGCAAAUCAAAAGACCGCAUCUUGAAUGGCCUCCACCCAGGGAGGCUCUAUCACUUCAGUAUCAAGACAGUUAGUGGUCCAGUUCGGAAGACUUAUAGUAAACCCCUCCUUGGAACUGUGAGGACAAGGCCGGAGAAAAUACAAAAUUUACAUUGUCGGCCACAGAACUCGACUGCCAUUGCAUGCUCCUGGAUCCCUCCUGACUCUGACUUUGAUGGAUAUAGCAUUGAGUGCAAGAAAAUGGACACAGAGGAGAUAGAAUUCUCUAGGAUCAUAGAGAAAGAAAGAUCUGUAUACAACAUCAUGUCCCUUGUUCCCCACACAAAAUACUCAGUGUCUAUCAAAGUGCAAUCAGCUGACAUGACCAGUGAGAUGGUAACAGGCAAUAGCAUCACUAUGAUAGAUCGCCCUCCUCAACCAGCUGCAUAUAUUCAAGUGAAUAAAAAGGAUGCAAUUAUUACCAAAUCCACUAUCCACUUCACCUUCAAUUGCAGCUGGUUCAGUGAUACCAAUGGAGCUGUGAAGUACUUUACAGUGGUUGUGAGAGAGACUGAUGGCAAUGAAAGAACGAAGCCAGAAGGGCUUCACCCUUUACCCUCUUACUUGGAAUAUAAACUCAACAAUUCCAUCCAGAUCUAUCAAACAGAUUACUUUGCAAGUAAAUGUUCAGAAAGCCCAGAGAGCAUUUCAAGGAGUUUUGAUAUUAAGCUUGGAGCAGAAAUGGAAAAUCUGGGAGGAAAAUGUGAUGCAAAUCAGCAGAAAUAUUGUGAUGGACCAUUAAAGCCCAGGACUGCCUAUAGAAUCAGCAUCCGGGCUUUUACCCAACUUUUUAGAGAAGAUCUUAAGGAAGUCCAGAAACCCUUGUUCACAGAUACAUAUUUUUCUUUGCCAAUUGUGACUGAGUCAGAAUCUUCAUUUGGAGUUGUAGAAGGCAUGAGCACUGGUUUAUUCUUAAUAAUUAUGGUUAUGGCUAUCACUGGAUUGCUUGUUUGCAGACGAAAAAUAAAAACUGGCCAUGAAAGAGCAACAGCAAAACUAAGCAUUCGUAAGGAUAGGCCAUCAGUUCAUUUGAAUUUGGGACAAAAAGGGAACCGGAAAACAUCCAGCCUAAUAAAAGUGAAUCAAUUUGAAAUGCACUUCACCAAACUUCAGGCAGAUUCAAACUACCUCCUAUCUAAAGAAUAUGAGGAUCUAAAGGAUGUGGGUCGAAACCAAUCAUGUGACAUAGCACUUUUGCCAGAGAACCGAGGGAAAAACCGAUAUAAUAAUAUAUUACCCUAUGACACAACAAGAGUGAAACUUUCAAAUGUAGAUGAUGACCCAUGUUCUGAUUAUAUCAAUGCAAGCUACAUCCCAGGCAAUAAUUUCCGUAGGGAAUACAUUGCAACUCAAGGACCUUUGCCUGGCACAAAGGAUGAUUUCUGGAAAAUGGCAUGGGAACAGAAUGUUCAUAAUGUUGUCAUGGUAACCCAGUGUGUUGAGAAGGGCCGGGUAAAAUGUGAUCAUUAUUGGCCCUUUGACCAGGAUUCUUUAUAUUAUGGUGAUUUAAUAGUCCAGAUGCUAUCUGAAUCAGUUCUCCCAGAAUGGACAAUAAGAGAGUUUAAGAUUUCCAGUGAAGAGCAGCUUGAUUCCUCUAGAGUUAUUCGUCAAUUCCACUACACUGUAUGGCCAGACCAUGGUGUACCAGAAACCACCCAGUCGCUCAUUCAGUUUGUGAGGACUGUAAGAGAUUAUAUCAAUCGGACCCCUCAGGCUGGGCCAACUGUAGUUCAUUGCAGUGCCGGUGUUGGUCGAACAGGGACAUUCAUUGCACUUGAUCGACUUCUUCAACAGUUGGACUCAAAGGAUUCUGUGGAUAUUUAUGGGGCAGUGUAUGAUCUUAGGCUUCACAGGGUUCACAUGGUUCAAACAGAGUGCCAAUAUGUAUAUUUACAUCAAUGUGUGAGAGAUGUCUUAAGAGCAAGAAAGCUACGAAGUGAGCAAGAAAAUCCCUUGUUCCCAAUAUAUGAAAAUGUGAAUCCAGAGUAUCCCAGAGAUGCUGUUUAUUCAAGGCACUAAAGCUCAAACAGAUUCCUGCUUUUUUGCAGUUCUGUUAGGUUUUUUUAAAUUAAGUUUUAAAAAUAUUUUAUGCACUAUAAGUGCCAGACCUGUUUGAAGCUGUGUAUAAUUUAUUAGUCUGGUGAUAUUUUAAAAUACAUAAUUUAAAUAUAAUAGAUAUUGUUGUAGAUAAAUAUUUUUGAUAUGUAAAUAUGUUUUAUCUAUAUUGUUUAUAUUAUUCUUCAGAUAAUACUAUUUUUCUAUGUUAAAAUUAUUUUAAUGAAAUAUUCCUUAUAAACUAUCUUAUGUGGAAAAUGUAUCAAGAGAUGUGAUUUCCCCCCCCCCUUUAAACCUAACAUACUGCAUGGUUCGUAUCUUAUUCUAGCCAUCUUUCUAUACAUGUGAAAUACAGACUGUACAUCCCAAGCUCUCCAGCAAAGUCAGGUUUCCUAGACUUUUGAAAAUAACAGGUUUUGCUUUAAUAAUCUUAUUGAGAGCCCACAAAGUUACAGAAAUAUGUAUAUUGUUUUCUUCGUGGCCCAGUGUGAGUAGCUAUCUCAAACCACAGAAGUCAAUGUAGCUGCAUCUGCAAUGCAAUUUUCCCUCUAUUUUCAAAAUUGUUGUGAAUCUCCCAGAAGUGCCUUUGAAGAGUUUGGCAGAGAAAGAAGGAAGGAAGGAAGGAAGGAAGGAAGGAAGGAAGGAAGGAAGGAAGGAAGGAAGGAAGGAAGGAAGGAAGGCAGGCCUAAUUUCAGAUUGACAAGUGAAUGUUCCUUCAUUGCCCCCGAUGCAACCAGAGUCAUUGCCCAUCUAGUUGAAUUUUGAAAAUGGAGAAGAGUGAAAUCAGUCAUAUGUCUUGGGCCCCUGCAAAUGUCUGA
Messenger RNA from Thamnophis elegans (Western terrestrial garter snake), 7506 nucleotides. RefSeq names its product protein tyrosine phosphatase receptor type B (gene PTPRB). The record is from RefSeq and is a predicted model, not a curated record. Gene Ontology annotation, biological process: angiogenesis; protein dephosphorylation. Gene Ontology annotation, molecular function: cadherin binding; protein tyrosine phosphatase activity. Lineage: Eukaryota; Metazoa; Chordata; Lepidosauria; Squamata; Natricidae.